Messenger RNA from Rosa rugosa (rugosa rose), 1107 nucleotides. RefSeq names its product transcription factor MYB35-like. The transcript is spliced from 3 exons. Lineage: Eukaryota; Viridiplantae; Streptophyta; Magnoliopsida; Rosales; Rosaceae. The record is from RefSeq and is a predicted model, not a curated record. The coding region runs from base 1 to 1107 and encodes 368 amino acids.
AUGGGGAGACCUCCUGCUUGUUGUGACAAACUGAUCAAUGUGAAGAAGGGCACUUGGACUGAAGAGGAAGAUGCAAAUAUACUUGCUCAUCAUGUAUCCAAGAAUGGGAUCGGUAACUGGACUUCUGUUCCGAAAAAAGCAGGACUUAAUAGAUGUGGGAAGAGUUGCAAGCCUAGGUGGAGUAAUUACUUGAGGGCUAAUCUGAAGCAUGAAACCUUCACACCCCAAGAGGAAGAAUUGAUUGUUAGGCUUCAUGCAACCAUUGGUAGCAGGUGGCCUAUAAUAGCUCAACAACUUCCUGGGAGGACAGACAAUGAUGUGAAGACCUACUGGAACACUAAGCUGAAAAAGAAGCUCUCAGAUAUGGGAAUUGAUCCCGUUACUCACAAGCCCUUCUCUCAAAUUUUAGCCGACUAUGGAAACAUUGGUGGCCUACCCAAAUCUGGAAUGCGAAUCGGGAUAGGUGCUUCCCUAAACAAGGACUUGAAGAAUGCUAUGCUGAUGAAGUCAUCAGAACCAUACACAUCAGGCUUGUCAAACUUCAACAACAGCCAUUCGGUGCCAACAACCAAAAUCGAACCAAUGCAAGCCACUAGCAGUACCAAAUUCGACUACUACCAACCCUAUGAUCUUCUCACACAGCUGCAAGCCAUGAAAUAUGUGACAGAGGUCUCAAACUCCACCACCAACACCAACCCUGCUCCUUCCCCUGUCAAUUUCUACAGUGAAGGCUCAUUAUCUUCUUCAUCCUCGUCUACUUCUUCAUCUGCUGCUGUGCAAGAGAAGUCACCUCUGGCCUUUGGAUGGAGUGAUUUUCUCCUAGAAGACGCAUUUGUGCCAACUGAAGAUGCUCGCGGAGCAAUGCCACAAGGCGAAAUUUGGGACCAAGCUACUAUGCAAGAUAAUAUGGCCGAGUCUUCAUCCAAAGACAUGUUUAACCAAGCACAAACAGAAAAUGUGGGCAUGAGUUAUGGAAUGUCAAGCAAUCAAGUAGAGGCUAUAGCUGAUCCAUGCGACAGUUCAUUUGUGGAAGCCAUGGUAGCUAAAGAGAAUGACUUGUUCUUGGAGUUUCCUGAACUACUUCUGGAAGAACCAUUCUACUACUGA